AUGUCCUGUGACCAAUACCAAUCGCGGUACGGCCAUGCGCACUACACUCAUGACAGACGAUCGUCCGAGUAUGAUCAGCGCUUCACUCAUCCGCAGCUGUUCAGACAGGACAGCAUAGCGUCGUCCGAGGAUAUCGCCAUGUCUGAGGCCCUCACGCCCAGCCCACUCCCCCGCACGCCGCGCACAUUGCCCGGCGAUGUCGUGCUUUCGCGGAGGCAGACCCCCGUCCCGCGUCCUGCGUGCGAGUAUCCUGCCUUUGCGCCGUCUCCGGCUUUCACGUCGCCGCCCACUUCCACGUCGUCACCCGCUCUCACGUCGUCUCGCGCGUUCGCGCCGUCCCGCAUCUUCGAGGCAUCGCCAGCCUUCGCCAUACCUCCCGGUCCCGUACCGUCGCUCUCCCGCGCGGUGUUCGACGACUCGGACGACGAUGAUGUCCCCAUGCCGCCUGUUGCGUGGGUCGAGCGUACGGGUAGCCCAUGGGUCGAGCGUACAGGUAGCCCAUGGGUCGAGCGUACGGAUAGCCCGCCGCCUCACGCCUUCGAGUUCGACGUGCGGCUAACGGGCUCCGUUUCGCGUCUGGAGUGUCUUGCGUUCGUGGCGUCGUCCGCGUCCGCAUCGACCUCCAAUGCGUCGCCCGUCGCGUUCGCAUCGUCCUCCUUGUCGGCGUCAUCCUCCUUGUCGUCGUCGUCGUCGUCGUCCGCUUUCGCGUUGGACCCUACGUUCACCUCGAGCCAUGCAUUCGCGCCGCCGCAGGGAUUCGCUCCGCCCCCCGCGCUCGCGGCGCGGCGCUUCCCCGGCGUCGUGUCCGAAGACGAGGACGGUGCUUCCCCCAACGCUCACAAGUUUGAUCUCGAGGACAAGAAGCUCCAAGCCGUCGUCUUCGCAUACCUCAAGCCUGCCUCCAAAUCCAUCUUCAACAUGACCCACCCGCCGAUCACCAUCCUCCGCCCCGCGCCGGAGUUCAUGGACAAGGCGGUCGAGUGCCUCAAGAAGCGGCAGUGGGCCAACCACCUCAGGAAGCACGCGACGGGCGAGCGCUACGGGCCCGUCCUCACGGCCAACCCGCGCCCGGCGGUCGCCCGCAUCCAUCGCGACCGCGUGCAGAAGUGCAUCGUCGAGCUCGCGAAGGUCGAGUACAGGCGCACGGCGAAGCCGUGCGAGCUGAAGGCGGCGAAGGAGCGCGUGAGGGAGGCGAAGCGGCUCGCGAAGACCGCGGUCAAGAGCGCGUUCCCCCAGGCUAUCGCCGCGAUGAAGGGCGCGCGCGUGCUAGCCAGCCGGUUCGCGAAGCGCCACACCAGGGGGUGGUCGAGGCGGUGGCACGAGGACCGGGCGACGAAGCUGGAGGCAGAAAUGAAGGCCGCCAUGAAGAAGGCGCCCUCGCCCAUGCCCCGCCGCCGCACCUCCAACAAGCUGCCCCAGCGCAUCGAGAACCUGCGCGUCGAUCCGCUCGUCAGAAAGUUCGGCGCGCACCACGUCAAGUGUGCCUGCUGCCUGGAGAAGAUCGCGACCGAGGGGCGCUGGGAGUUCUACUCAGCAACCUUGUUCCACAAACACGUCUGGCUGCAUUGCGAGGGACUCAAGAGGUGGGCCACGGAGGCUCCCACCAUGGAAGAGUGGACAGAAUUGAGAGUGAAGCGCAACAGGUACGCUGAGGCUAUGCACGAUAUCUACGUGCCAGUGGCGUGCGAGACCGGCAGCUCGGAGUGUCAUUGCUACGAUUUCGGGCUGGAGUGGAAGCGUCGUAUUGAGACUCGGAAGAACCAGGCGAAGAAUCGCAACUGGCCCAGGGAGGCUGGCGAGCACGGGGAGCUGAUCCUGGUCGGCAAGCACCAGGAUGGCCAUUUCAUCCGUGAUCGCAAGUAUCCCAUGAGUUCCUUUUUUCCGCCCGUCAUCUUCUGGGGCAACUCGCCGUCGAAGCCGGACAUCUCUCAUCGCAUGCUCGCGUACUCUCACUGGUACCAGGAGCCGUUUGCUCGACUUCUUGAGCGUGAGUACUAUUGGAACGCGGACUGCGCGACCGGGAAGUACAGUGACCGCGACGGAGACUAUGGCGCCUGCUGCCUGCAGACCUACUCAGCCAAUCUCGUUCAUUUCUGCGAGCACCGACUAUCGUCCGACUGA
This is a messenger RNA of Schizophyllum commune H4-8, 2121 nucleotides long. RefSeq lists its product as uncharacterized. Bases 1 to 2121 code for a protein of 706 amino acids. The record is from RefSeq and is a predicted model, not a curated record. NCBI's taxonomy places the organism in Eukaryota, Fungi, Basidiomycota, Agaricomycetes, Agaricales, Schizophyllaceae. The transcript is spliced from 6 exons.